Moneuplotes crassus is the source of this 702-nucleotide messenger RNA. Lineage: Eukaryota; Ciliophora; Spirotrichea; Euplotida; Euplotidae. The record is from the annotation of a GenBank genome assembly.
UUUUAACCAUAAAUGGGAGUCCUCCUAUCCAAAAACAUCGGAAAUCCUUCUCAGUAUGAUCAUAUGACAGAUGAAGAAAUCCAUGAGGAAUUAGAAAAGAUUCGUCCUAGUGACUUUCCUUCGAUCAAUAAGUAUCAAAGUGCAACCCUCACAGAACGUCAGCUAUAUGCCCGAAUAAUGAAGAUAAAAUAAAGAUGCUUACUUGAGAAAUUUAAACGAUAAAAUGAAACACAAGGAAAUUAGGGACCUUCCAUUUUAUGAUGACUUCCCAAGAUAUUAUCUACUGAAAGGAAUGACAAGAGAAGAUAUGUUCGAAUUUAAGUUUGCUAAUGGAUUUAUGUCAGGAACUAUCUUCUGUGCCUUUGCGCAUUGUGUGUAUUAUCGAUAUGACUCCACGAGAUUCAAGACAUUCAGGAAUGCAAUUGCUGGAGGAUUGGUCUUAGCUUUCAUCAGAGGAACUUAUAAUUACAUAAAAUGGUACUCUGCAGUCCCACAAUUAAAUGUUGUCAAUGAUACAACAAAAAUGAGAAAUAUUUUUGAAAGAGAAACAGACAUGUUAGAUGGUGCUGAGUAUCAAGUAGCUGCUAGAAAAAAGUUGAUGCCUCACAGAGAAUUCCUGAGACGAGUAAAAGAAUUCAGAAAGUCUGCAAAAGAAGCUGCAGAAAAGGCUGAAAACAAGCAAGAAGAGUCAUAGAUGAAAUA